GGGGCGGCCGCGGUGACCGUCGCUCACUUCCGGGAGCGCCCGGGCGCGGUGACGGCCGAGUGUGUGUGUGUCGCGCUGCCCGCCGGGCCACUGCGAGGCCGCCGAGCGCGGGGUGCGCCAGGCCCGAGCCCCCGGUCUCGCCGCCGCGGCCUGUGCCUGCAGCCAUGGGGGCGUCGGCGCGGCUGCUGCGCGCCGUGAUCAUGGGGGCCCCCGGCUCGGGGAAGGGCACCGUGUCCUCGCGCAUCACCAAGCACUUCGAGCUGAAGCACCUCUCCAGCGGGGAUCUGCUGCGGGACAACAUGCUUCGGGGCACAGAAAUCGGCGUGCUGGCCAAUACCUUCAUUGAUCAAGGCAAGCUCAUCCCUGAUGAUGUCAUGACCCGGCUGGUACUUCAUGAGCUGAAAAAUCUCACCCAGUGUAACUGGCUGUUGGAUGGUUUUCCAAGGACACUUCCACAGGCAGAAGCACUGGACAAAGCCUACCAGAUAGACACAGUGAUUAAUCUGAACGUGCCCUUUGAAGUAAUUAAGCAGCGCCUCACUGCUCGCUGGAUUCAUCCGAAGAGUGGCAGAGUCUACAACAUGGAUUUCAACCCUCCCAAGACUGUGGGCAUUGAUGAUGUGACUGGAGAACCUCUCAUCCAGCGGGAGGAUGAUCGGCCAGAAACAGUGAUUAAGAGACUGAAGACCUAUGAAGCUGAAACACAGCCAGUCCUGCAAUACUACCAGAAAAAAGGAGUGUUGGAAAUAUUCACCGGAACAGAAACCAACAAGAUCUGGCCCUAUGUAUAUGCUUUCCUACAAACAAAAGUUCCACAAAUAAACCACAAAGAGUCAGUUAAUCCAUGAGGAAAUACACAGAUAAUUAGUAAGAUGAGAAGCUUCUUUUCCUUCUCUAUUUAAAAAUUUCUUGCCCUCAGAUUCUGGCAAGUAUGAAUUCUUAGAAAAUUAAAUUAAUUUCUGAUGAUUUAUUCUGGAAAUAAAAGAUGUGCCAAAUGAGUCAAGAUACUCAGAGCAAUCUUUUUUACUCAACAACUGUAUUUUAUACAAUUAUCAUCUGUUGAUGUAUAAUUCAGGAACAUCAAUGAUGUUUAAACUUUUGAAAAGUCUUGUGGAGCAUAAUUAAAAGACCAACAGAUGAUUUUCCAACUAUUGCUUAGCAAGUGAUUGACAAGUAUUGUUUUUCUUGGAAGGUAAAAAAUUCUAUGUCAUUUGGGGAAAGUAUCUCAUUAAAGACUUGUGUAGUUGUAUGCCAAAAAUGGUAUUUCUAUCACUGUGGUACAAUUUUUUUUGAGAUUUAUAUCUAUAAAAUUCCAGGAAAAAGCAACUGUAUUUCCAGAUCAGUUCCAGGAUGCAAACUCACUGCUGCCUUUACACUAAGAAACGUACAGUAUAUGCUCUAUCUGUUUUGUUAUGAUGCAUACCUUCAGCUUAGAAUUUUCAGUUUGCUAUAAAAUAUGUUAUAAUAGGAAUCAUUACUUUCACACGACUUUUGGAAAUACCUGUGUACUGAUGUAUUAUAUUUAAUGUGUACAUAUGACUUAUAAGAAAUUGGUAAUAUAACUUCAUGUGUGAACACCAAAUACGAAUUUUCAUUGGAAAAUGUACUUGAAAUCAUAAGUUUCAUAAGCUUAUGUUACUUAUGUUAAGAAAUGUGUGCAUUGGGUUCUGCUUGUCAGUUUUUCUUUUUGCCUAAGAUGUGUGAUCUGCCUUGAUGAGUGACAGAGUACAAGAAGAAAAAAAAACUAAGAGGAAAUCCAUGGCACUACGUAAAGUAAGCAUGUUUUGUCAUUAGAAAUAGAUCAGCUAUGCUUGAGUUUAAGUUCACUGACACAGAAAUAGCAAUUUUAGUUAACAGGUAUAUCGAUGAAAAGGAAUUACUUGACAGUCCAAAAAGGACCAGGAAGGGCUGGGAGCUAUAGUAUAGCGGGUGAGGUGCUGGCCCUGCAUGUGACAUACCCGGGUUCGAUCCUUGGCAUCCAAUAUGGUCCCCUGAGCACUAUCAGGAGUGGUUCCUGAGUGCAGAGUCAAGAGUAACCCCAGAGCAUCGCCAGUGUGGCCUCAUAACAGACAGAUAGGACUAGGAAAGUAACUGAACUUGCUGAAGGAGUUUUUGUUCCUAAUCACACGUGACACUUGUUAGCGUUCACUGCCAUCCUGUCUUCAAGGGAAAGAAUUCUGCUGCAGACUGACAUCUGAACAGCCAUUUAAGAAUCAAUGAUUUCUAAGAUGGGGCAGCAAGGACAAGCGAGGCACAGCCAUGGGUGCUCCUGCUGCCCAGAGAAAUCCCAGGUUGUCUUCAAUGGAAUAGUCACUCCUACUUGGUGCUAAGUCAGAGAAAAUGAGUCCUUGGACAUGCUAUAUCAACUGCCUUUGGGAUUCUGGCCCAUUUUAUUACAGAUACUUAAAAUAUAAAUGCCAGCAAGUGUUUCUUACAUAUCUUCUGAUUUUUAAAACUUCAGUGUUCUUUCCAAAUGGACCAAGGCUUUCAAAUACAAUAAAUAUUUUCUUUAUAAACUUUCUAUAAUGCCUUAUUUGAAUGUUAAUAGUGUGCUUCCUUCAAAUGUUCCUCAAAACUAACAGUAUGAAUUAUCACUAGGUUAUUAUUUUAUUAAUGUAUUAAAUAAAAUUAAAUUUCACAACUGUG
Molecule: messenger RNA, 2646 nt
Organism: Sorex araneus (European shrew)
Lineage: Eukaryota; Metazoa; Chordata; Mammalia; Eulipotyphla; Soricidae
Gene: AK3
Product: adenylate kinase 3
Exons: 5
Coding region: 165-848 (227 amino acids)
Biological process (GO): nucleobase-containing compound metabolic process
Cellular component (GO): cytoplasm; mitochondrion
Molecular function (GO): AMP kinase activity; ATP binding
Source: RefSeq, a predicted model, not a curated record